AUGAAUAUCGACAAUAGAGACAUCGAUGAUAUUGUUAAACAUUUACUUCAGUUUGUUUUGCGUGGAUUUUAUUCAAUUCAGUUUGUUUUGCUAAUAGAUGCAAUUUUAUUUCAUAGUGUUUUAUGCGAAGAAGAUUUAGCUCAUUUAUUAGGGAUCAAGAGGCCAGAGGUCAGAGCUUUAUGUACCAAAUUAAUUGAAGAUAGAAUGUUAUCUUCCUAUUCUCAACCAGAAUACCAACAGGGAAGUAGAAGUGUUAGAAGAUACUACUAUUUUAUUAAAUUCCCUGAAGCAGUCGAUGCCAUCAAAUGGAAAGUUCAUAGAAUUGUUAGUGCGCUUAAAGAAGAUUUGGAGAAAAAUUCACAUCCUCAAGGUUAUGUUUGCCCAGUUUGUUUAACUAAAUAUUCCCAAAUUGAAGCUGUUGCAUUGUUGAAUUACGAUAGAACUCAGUUUUUAUGUAGCUUGUGUGAAGAGCCAUUAAUUGAAGAUGAUUCUGGGAAAAAAACCAAAGAAAAACAGAUCAAAUUAACCAGAUUAAUGGCUCAAGUGGAGCCAAUUAUUAAUUAUUUGAAAAAAAUUGAUGAUGUUAGAAUUGAGGAGAACUCCUUUGAUUUGUCCCUAACCAAGCUAAUUCCACCUCAGAAUAACAGCGUAGCUGCUUAUACCGUUAACCCUAAGCACAGAAGAAGGCAAGAAAUGGCUAUUGCGCUUGCCGGCGGCACUCCUAUCCAACCGGUCCCGGGUUCUGCUGCUGCUAUGCUUGCUGCUUCUCAGGGUUCAAAUGUUAUAUCAACUAGUGUUAACGGUGUUUUAAGUAAUGCUAGCAGUAGACGUGCUGGUAUUAAAUCGCAAGCUACAUUACAUGUUAAUAUUACCACAGCUAGCGAUGAACAAGCUCAAAGAGAGUUGCAAGAACGUAAAGCCGAAGAAAAAAGAAUACAAAAUGCAUUGCCCACUUGGCAUGAACAAAGUACUAUUGGUGAGACAUUAGGGUUAUUUGGUGCAGAAGAUGAAGAUGACGUUGAUCGUCUGAAAAGAUUAAAUGGUAAUGCCGCUACUUAUGGUAAUUAUGAUGGUUACAAUAAUGGUGGUAAUAAUAAUGAUGCGUCAUAUUCAAGAGAAGAAAUUGAACAAAGGGAAGCAGAAAAGGCAUUAGCUGAGUAUUAUGCUAACUUGGCUAAAAAAAGACAACAAGAAGAUGAAGACGAGGAUGAUGAUAUCAACGAUGAAGAUAUGGAUGAAGAGGUUGAUUCUGAUGAAGUUGAGGAUGCUGAUGGGUUUGAAGAUGUGGAAAAUAAUAACAAUGAGGGGGAUGAGACCAAGAAGCUCAAAAAUAAAGAAAGUACUGAUGACAAUACAGAUGGUACGAAAGAUCAGAAUUUGACUAAGGAAAAUUCCUUAAAAAAAGAAGAACAAGAGAGUGAAGAAGACGAAGAGAUGGAUGGUGAAUUUGAAGAUGUUUAG
Saccharomycodes ludwigii is the source of this 1461-nucleotide messenger RNA. RefSeq names its product transcription factor TFIIE subunit TFA1 (gene TFA1). The record is from RefSeq and is a predicted model, not a curated record. Gene Ontology annotation, cellular component: transcription factor TFIIE complex. The transcript has a single exon. Gene Ontology annotation, biological process: transcription initiation at RNA polymerase II promoter; transcription open complex formation at RNA polymerase II promoter. NCBI's taxonomy places the organism in Eukaryota, Fungi, Ascomycota, Saccharomycetes, Saccharomycodales, Saccharomycodaceae. Bases 1 to 1461 code for a protein of 486 amino acids.